AUGCAUCUUCAAACAUCAUUUUUGCUUCUUGCAUUCACCUUUGCGUUCAACAUCGUCUUUGCUUCUAAGCGUGGUGGCUAUGGACGUGCUAAUGCUGGUACUAGCACAGACAAUCCAUUCGCUCUUCCUGUUGAUAACAAAACAUGCACGCAUAACGGUCAUCAACUGCAAAUUAAACGUGCUCUAAAAGAUUUAGAAGAAAUUGUUGAAUUGGGAUUGGAUACCCUGUACAGCUCACCAACCUCGACGGUAGUUGCUAAGUACUUUGGUCAUAUCAACCAUGGUGCUGAACUGAUCACUCCAAUCGGUAUUUUAACACGUUUACAAAAAGGUACAAAGAAGAAUGUUGUUUUGCAUUGCGGAACAAAAGAUGAUGAAACCGAGGACAAUGGAAUCGCAACGGACGAUUGGACAGUUUGCAAUUCUUCAAAACGUUUCUCAUCAGAAGGUGGUUUUGUAGAGCAAAUUAAUCGCAAGCAUUCCAAACAAAUUUCCGUGAUUACUUGUCCGCAAAGUUUUGCUCCUUCAACGCAUCGUUUAUAUCUUGAAGAAAUUUGUCAAAACGAUUUCACGUUGAAUGAUAAUGUGCCAACAACAUAUUGGCCAAUCAGCUUGUUAUCCUUGUUUAUGCAAGUACCACAAUUAUCUUCACCUUUGAUGCAACUCGAUAAACGUGAUUAUGCAAAUGUUUUGGAUUUGGCACACAGAGAUCCAGAAAUGGCAAAACAUAACAUUUAUACGUACUUAUACUUCUUGUUGGAUGUAUACGCAAGGAAGAACUACAGUCCAAACGGCUGUUCCGGUCAACCAUCUGGCCGUGUAUACGAAGAACCAUGGAACUAA
Molecule: messenger RNA, 843 nt
Organism: Meira miltonrushii
Lineage: Eukaryota; Fungi; Basidiomycota; Exobasidiomycetes; Exobasidiales; Brachybasidiaceae
Exons: 1
Coding region: 1-843 (280 amino acids)
Cellular component (GO): extracellular region; cell surface; fungal-type cell wall
Molecular function (GO): zinc ion binding; integrin binding
Source: RefSeq, a predicted model, not a curated record